AUGUCCACCGUGUCCGCUUCCCUUGUUGCGGGCGACGGCCAGCGCAAGCGCCCACGUAUAGAUCUCACCACAGAGGAGGAUGUCGACGACGGUAGGGUUCCGUCUCUUGUUUUGCCAGUCCUCCCCCGCUUCCCCGGUCUCGACCGUGCUGCCAUUAUAGCCGUUUUCGAACACACCUUCCGCCCAAAGAAGGACCUCAUAAAACUUCGCAGCCCCGAGUUCAAAGCCUCGGCACCGGACGGCGAGUCCUUCGACUUGAAGUCCACAUCGUCUGGCCUGCAAUUCUGCAAGGUGGUUUCAAUCAAGGACUGGGGUAAUGAUGCAUCCCUGUGGGCCCACUGCUUCAGCAAUUACAUUGCUAUCUGGUGUGAUUUCUUCGCUGCCAAGCACUCAUUAUGCAUCAGUGGAAUGGUCCUUUUCCACCGCCGUAUCUGUGACCUUGCCAGGGCAUAUAAGUGGCAGGAGUGUAUCCUGCAAAUGGCCUUAGACCACCACCAGAUGGUCGUCGAUAAAGGCGACCUCACCGUUUCUCUUGGCGACUGGGAAAUUGGGAAAGCCCUCGAAAGCUCCUACCUACGCCCGGACAACGUGCUCCCAGCAAAGACGGCGCCGACUACCUCAACUACCCCAACCACACGGUCAACGCGCUCAACCGCCGCCCCAAAUAACGACUCUGUCAUCUGUGAAAAGUUCAACUCUUCUGCUGGCUGCCACUGGCGAACAUGUCACCGUAGGCACGUCUGCUCUAACUGGCCAGCCCCGCGUCCCAACACUUCUAUUCAGUUUAAGAUCUUUGAUUCUUCCCUCCCGCCUCUGCGUGACUCUGCUUCCCCUUUUAUCACUUCAGCAUGGGAAACUCUCCUUGAACGCUAUCCUGGCGAUCUAGGGACUAUUUUCAGCGGCAUUCUCACAUUCGGCUGCCGCCUUGGUUGUACGGGCCAGCCGACAGACCGCCGAACAUCUAACCACCAUAUUGAGGAACCCUCUAUUAUCACCCAAAAGCUCUCCGAUGACCUGUCAAAUCGUCGAGUGCAAGUUUGCACUGGUCCCGUCGGUGUGUCCCCACUAGGGCUCGUACCUAAACACGGCGGAAGCUGGCGCCGUAUCCAUGACCUUUCCUAUCCGCCAGGGCGCAGUGUCAACGAGUCCAUCCCGGAUACCGCCCCUGCCAUACAAUACAUCUCCAUAGAUCACAUUUUCGAUCUCAUCCGCACCUCUGGACGAGGAUGCUGUGUCAUCAAACGCGACAUCAAAGAUGCUUUCCGCAAUAUCCCCGUCGCACCGGCCGACCGGCCUCUCCUAGCCUUUUCGUGGGAUAGCAAGACAUACAUGGAGUGUUGCCUUCCAUUUGGUCUUGCAACUGCACCCUUCAUCUUUAACCUUUUUGCUGAGGGUCUCAACUGGCUUCUGACUGCCUACUUGCCUGUGGCCUCUAUCGUUCAUUACCUUGACGAUUUCAUCACUGUUUUUCCUCCUUCUGUAGGAGGUGUCUCUCAGGCUAUCGCCGAGUUUAAUACCGCAUACAUUCCUCUUACAGAUGCACUAGGCAUCCCAAGGAAUGACACCAAAGACGCCGCCGGUACCGUGGUCACUGUGCUUGGGGUCGAAAUCGACACGACACUUCUACAGGUCCGCAUGUCUCGCGAUAAGCUAACACGCGCAUCUUCCGAGGCCGCGUCGCUAUUACAGCAAAAUCGUGUUUCGCAUAAAGCUUUGCAACGUGUGGUCGGUUUCCUCCAACACUGCUCAAUGGUCAUUCGUCUUGGCAGACCUCGCCUCCAGUCGCUCUACAGCGACCUCGCAUCUUUCCCACCCCACCAGCGCUCUCUCCGCCGCCUAUCCCAUGAUAGCCGCGAGGACCUCGCAGCCGCCCCCCUAGUUGCCCUCUACACAGACGCGUGUGACUCCGGUCUGGGCCUCUUCUUCUUUUUUGCGCCCUCACGGGACUCCGCCGGAGACUGGUUGUCUGCAGCACCUCACCUGCCUUCCACUCACGCCGCUAUUGUGGACGCCUCCUCUGCCUGCGCUACCGAUGCCCACAUCAACACCAAGGAGGUUACCGCAAUUCUUCAGGCCUUCCUUCUACACAGCCUCCAUUGGGCUCAUCAUUGUGUCCUCGCUUUCACGGACAGUGCCGUCGCGUUCCAUGGCCUGUCUAAGCAGGCACUCCGCGGGCCGGCCCAUCGCCAACUGCUCAUGCUUUUUAGUAUAGCAGCCGCCCUUGACAUAGAAAUCCAGCCACACUGGCUACCUUCAUCAGAGAACCUGCUAGCUGACGCACUAUCCCGUUCCGACUAUGGUUCCAUCGCUGACAUUUGCCCACAGUGGACGAGCUCCUUUCCCUUGCUCCGCCUCCCUGGUUCUCCUGCCAGCCUAUUUUCGUAA
Molecule: messenger RNA, 2385 nt
Organism: Penicillium manginii
Lineage: Eukaryota; Fungi; Ascomycota; Eurotiomycetes; Eurotiales; Aspergillaceae
Exons: 3
Coding region: 1-2385 (794 amino acids)
Source: RefSeq, a predicted model, not a curated record